AUGAAGUUCAUUGCACUUGUUUCCGGAGGCAAGGAUUCGUGCUAUAGUAUUCUUCACAGCAUUCGUCAAGGGCAUGAAAUCGUAGCGCUGGGAAAUUUGCACCCAGUAGAUGAAUCGCAACAAGAGCUGGACAGCUAUAUGUUCCAAACUGUGGGCCAUGAUAUAGUAAAAUGGUAUCAGAAGUGCACAGGCUUACCAUUGAUUCGUCGCGCUAUUCGCCCAGCGACGUCCAAAAAUGUUUCUUUGAACUACUUUCCUACAGAGGAAGAUGAAAUCGAAGAUCUAUUGGAGCUGCUGAAGGAGGCCAAGCGACUAAUUCCUGACCUUGCAGCUGUCAAUGCCGGUGCCAUACUUUCUUCUUAUCAAAGAACGAGAGUUGAAGAUGUGUGCUCAAGGUUGGGUCUUGUGUCACUAAGCUAUCUAUGGCAGCGCAACCAGAAACAGCUAAUGACAGAAAUGUGCUACAUGUCCAAGUUAGACUGCGAAGAGCAUGCUCAAAAGAUGGAUGCCAGGUUGAUAAAGACCGCAGCGGUGGGUUUAGACCAGCAAGUCUUGGGAAAAUCAUUGCCACAGAUUUUCCCUCUUCUUUUAAAACUCAACGAAAGGUAUGACGUUCACAUCUGCGGAGAAGGUGGUGAAUUUGAAACUAUGGUAUUUGACGCACCAAUAUUUCAUCAUGGCUACCUAAGAGCACAUGUUUUGGAAACUGAAGGAAGCGACAACUCUGAUGGUGUCUAUAGUGCAAGAAUGGAGGUUGAGUUUGUUGAGCGUGAGAAUUCUCAAACAUUAUCCAAUCUUUUGAAGGACUUGCCAGUUCCGAAAGUCUUGGAAGACCCGUGGAUGGAGUUGCUAGAACAAGUUACUAUUGCUGUCGAUGACCCAAAUGAUAUAGAGUAUCCCUAUAAAGAAGAGAUACCCCACAGUUCAAAUACAUCGAUUAAUGAAAUCAAAAAUUUAAUGUAUGUUUCGAAUAUAACACCAAAAAACGGCGACACAGUGGAAACCAAAACUCGAGAUGUUUUUGCUCAGCUCAACGAAAUAUUGAAAAAGAGAAGUUUGUUCCCAAGUCAAAUCUUGGCAUCUUCCUUAUUGCUUGAAAAAAUGAGUAACUUCGCCUCAGUCAACGCAGUCUACAAUGACUUCUUCCAGGUUACAAACAAUGGGCCGCUACCCCCCUCUAGGUCCUGUGUGGGUAGCAGCUUAGUCGGUAGGAAUAAGACUCUUCAAUUAUCUGUUAUUGUAGACACAGAAGGAAAAAUACGUGAGCAGAAAAACAUGGUCUUUAACGAAACGAAAGGCGGUUUACACGUCCAAGGUCGCUCUUAUUGGGCUCCUUGCAAUAUUGGUCCCUACUCUCAAGCGAUUUGGAACAAAGACGAUGCUAAUCAGAUCUCCUACAUCAGCGGUCAAAUUGGUUUGAUCCCUGCUACCAUGAUUAUGACAGGUGCGCUGGACGAGAAAACUAAUGAUAAUGUGUCGCAAGCAGUCUUGUCGUUACGUCAUUUCGAUACGAUCAAGAUUGCUAUUAAUGCCCAGCAUCAGCUUACAACUGUAUGUUAUGUGUCUGAAGAGUUUAUGGUACCCAUUGUUGCCAAAGUUUGGGCACUAUACUGUAAAGAAAUGGCAGCUUCAGUUGAUUCAUGGUUCGAACGGCCCACAGAAGAUCCUAGAUCAUUAAUCAUAGUCAAGAUUUCAGAGCUUCCUAGAGAAGCAAAAUGCGAAUGGGGCGGUGUCGCAUGUAGCCGACUAACGGCAGAAUCUGAUGACUGCUACGAAAGCGAUAGCGAUGGGAAUGCAUGCGACAUCUCGAAGACUUCGAAUGCUCCACAUUUGCCUGAAGGUUUUUCUGUUUCUGUCCAAAAUUCUAAGAAAUGUAGAACGUACUACACGGGAUUUUUGGAUUCUCAAAAAGAGCUUGAAAGGUUUAUUGAAACUCGCACAAUUUCGCAAGCAACAAUAUUUUACCAACCGACAUUUGGGCUACCUGUAAACAUUUCGCAAAACGGAAUCGAGCUUUUCCCUGUCGAGAAAGUUUACGAUCACAACGGAUGCGAAAAGCUCGUAGGAAUACAAAUGGUGUGCUAG
This is a messenger RNA of Lachancea nothofagi CBS 11611, 2085 nucleotides long. The record is from the annotation of a GenBank genome assembly. NCBI's taxonomy places the organism in Eukaryota, Fungi, Ascomycota, Saccharomycetes, Saccharomycetales, Saccharomycetaceae.